This is a messenger RNA of Trichobilharzia szidati, 11998 nucleotides long. The record is from the annotation of a GenBank genome assembly. Lineage: Eukaryota; Metazoa; Platyhelminthes; Trematoda; Strigeidida; Schistosomatidae.
AUGUCUAAUAUUAAGGCACAAACAUACUCCACAAAACUUAAGGCAUUGAAUGAAGCCUGUUUCAAACUUGUUAACAAUGCAAGUAAUCUACCGUCUUCAAAUGAUAUCACCAGUUUGUUGAAAUUUUUCCAAAACACUUUAUACAACGUCCUAUCUCCGGAGCGUUUUGCGAAUAGAGACAAUGACUUGGAGUGGAGGGCCAAAUAUUUGCCACAGCUUGAUUAUGGCACUCUUUAUUUAUGUGUCUUGACGAUUUCAGAGCAUAUACAAAAGCUUACAAAUCAAAGCGCUGUCUGUGAGCAUCUGCUACGAACUGUUCAAAGUCUUAUAUUUUGCUUGGACUACGACUGCUUGGAAGGCGUACCACUGGCCAUAACAUGGAUGUUGCUGUAUUUUCCACCAAACAUCCAUUCUGGUGUUAUUGAUUUACUAUGUUCAGUGGCAAUCCCAUUGAUUUAUAAUAUAACAGAUGACCAAGAGUCCUAUGCAGUUGACUGUAUUCCCUCUAUUUUAACGCUGGUAUUUCAACAUGUAGAAAAAGUUGAAUACCAUGUUUGGGUAUUGGAGAGUUUCAUGUCAAGAAAAAAAGACUUAUACAAAGAUUUACUAAUGAUUAUAGCAUAUGGGCCUACAGAAGCCAGACUUCCAGCUGUUUGCUUAUUUUUUCAUUAUUGGCCAGAAAACUACCCAACAGCUUUUUAUGGGAAUCAAGUAUUACAGCCAGUACAUUAUACAUGGGAGUCUUGGAAACCAAUCACAUGUUACAGAAACGAUUGCCCAAACAAAACUGGAAAAGCAUUGGCAAUGAAGAUGACUGUGAAUCCGAAAAUUUCGAUUCAACAAAGUGGGAAACCACCGCCGUUGUAUGUUUGCCUAGAUUGUGCAGAUGCGUUAAAUCGUCUAGAUUUUGAUCAACUUGUGGAUAUUCUUUUGCCUACAAAGCAAAUCAGUUUGACAUGUGAGUCGAAGACAUGUCGCAGCAAGAAUAAUUCAGCUUCUGUUACAUGUUGGUCUAGUGGUUGUACCUACCUGACAGGAAAUCGAGCUAUCAGGCUAUGUGAACUAUGUCAUACAAUUAGGCAUAUUUAUUCUGAUGCCAGUCAGUCGUCAGAAGGAAGAAAUAAGGAGACUGUUGAUACCAGUGUGAUGCAAAGUACUGCAGAUGUACCCACCAGCGAUGAUAAUAAUGUAACUGAUAAUGAUAACAAUAGAAGUAAAGAUCACAGUACAUCACACAUAUAUCAGAGUUCAUUACCAGACGUUUGGGAUAUGUCAAUUGACUCUCAACCCUGUAUGAUUCAAUCAAUAAUAUCCCUAACAUUAGAAACAAUGCCACGAUGGCGUCAAGUAUUGUUGGGUGGUGUAGAGAAUGGAGACGAAGUCACAAAUCGAGCUGUGACUGGAUUAACAUGCCCUGGUCCUAGUGCUCCUGGUGGGCCGACAUCUAGCAAUGAAAUGGUUAUGCUUGGAUUAAGUAGCGGAACUAUAAUUUCUUCAAAUUUAUCUGGAAAUCCAAUGGCCAAUACGACGACAGUCACAGUGGGUGGAGGUGUUGUCGCACAAACAUCUUUUAGCGAUUUUGGGACAGCACAAAUGACUGGAUUAACAACACGUAACCAAACAGGAGCUGGUGUAACUAGUGGCGGUGGAAUUGCUGGUAUCGCUAAUGGCUACGGACAUAAUUCAGGAGCAGAAACUGGAGCAAUAACUCUACUUGGUCGCUACCGUGAUGAAGAUCAUAAAGUUCUAGCAGUAUAUGGGGCUUUUCUUGUCGGUGAAAAAUGCAGACCUCGUGAACGAAUUAAUCUUUAUAUUCUGAAAUGGAUUCAAGAAGUCCAACGUCUUCAUCCUGAAGCUGUGUUUGCAGUGUUACUCCCUCAUCCAUUGAAAUAUGCUCGAGUUGGAAGUUGUUGGGAUGCAAUAAGUGAUCACCUAUCAAGAGUCAAACAUGGACUGAGUCGUAUCGGUAGUCUGAUACCCUAUGAUAUCAUCACGUUUGAGACGUGGGACUUUGUCAUGCCGUAUUGGUUAGAAUCAAUACGCACUGAAGUGUCUCGCAUGGAUUAUCCGGAGUUGGAAAUUCUUCUCAAAAAAAUUUUUGAUGCUACUGCUGGACCAUUUCCUUUUCUUCCACAAAAAGUUUAUCAUUUUGCCAGUGAACGUUUCUUUAAUACUCCAGUCAGCGUACAAGAUCAAGCUUUAAGUUGGUUGGAGAUCUUAACAAUUGUAGAAGUUCCAAUCCCUAUGAAAGAACUUCUCACAAUGUUUGCAGCUGGUGUAGCCUCUUUGUUCUUGGAAUUAUUAUUACCUUCUAGUGAAGAAUAUGAUGAUGAAGAUGUUAAUGAUAAUGUUGACUACACAGAUUCAGAAGCAGAGGAUGAUUCACUAGGACAGAAUACAGUUAGUGAAGCUGACUGGUUAAAUGAGCAUGGAAUUUUAUCCGAGAAAACAAUGCAUGAUGAAGAUGAUGAUAUUGAAUGUAGUCAUUCAAGAGGUGAUGAAUACUAUGAAUAUUUGGAUAGACAUCCUGUAUCCACUGGGAAUCAAUUUUUAGUUGAUGAAAAUGAUUAUACAGAGGGUGAUGAAGAUCCAACAUUAGAUGAAACUAAAAGUUUAUUAUCAAGUAGUAUGGAAGAUAAAAACACCUCUAAGCCAUUUACAUCGAUCAAUCUACGUAAAACAAGUAAACAGAGUCGUUCAAAACGUAUUCCACCGACAGAGUCCAGCAGUCGGCCUACCACUUCAUUGUCAGUAACUCAUGAAGAUAAUUCUGACAAGUGUGACCAAUCAACAGACAGUAAAGCUGAUGACAGUGCACAGAAUAAAUUAAAUCAACGUAAGCUCACCGUAGAAAAAGAAGUAAAACAGUCAAAUGAGUCUGAGACACCAAUUAUCCACGAUUUACCAAGUCAACAAACAAAGAAACAAGUUUCAAAUUCUCCGUAUAGAAUGACUGCUUGUUUAACGCAUAUGUUAAACAUUGCUUAUCGACAGUUAAAAAUCUUGGAUCCAAUAGGACAUUCUGGAUAUACACAAGAAACACCCAAUUUAUUAUUAUGGCUACUUGGUGACAUGUUAGAAUUAUAUUGGGGUAAUGUCGCCGAGACAGCAGAUCAAACAACAAGUCCUGGUUUAAGAAAUCUAUAUUGUAUUGGAUUGGAAACAUGUAUUCUCCCUAAAUAUAAUAACAAAUUAACAAAUGAUGCAAAGCUGCCCGUCACAUCAGUACCACUGUCUGGUAAUAAUAAUAAUAAUGCUGGUGAUAAUAAUAAUUUACCUGGUGUAAACAAGGAAACGGAUGAGGUGCCCAGUGAAUGCAUUGAUUGUUUAGAUAUGUUGACAUGGUUUAAUUAUGCUAGAUUAAUAUGUCAACACUUAGCACCAAUUAGACCAACACCUAAAGUUACAGUCGAUUUCACACUUGACUCAUUGGCAAAUGCUACAAACUUUCCAGAAUACACUGAAUGGGGUGAUUUCAAUAGUACUGGAGUAUUAGAAAACAAAACCUCAUCUGUUACACUAGAUAAUACCCAAAAGUGUCCCGCAUUACCUUCUUCUGAAGACUUGUGUUCAGUUCCACCAGUAUUGCGCCUUGUUUACUUAUUAACACGAUUUCUUAAAGAUGGUACACGUCGCUGUACUGAUCAUGAAGAUAUAAUUGCAGAAUCAGAUCAUUUUUUCCAAAGUACACGAUCAACUUCACUAAAGCCACCAUCAGCAACAGUAUUAGAUGAACAAUCAAUUGCAUCAUCAUCACUAUCAUCUGCAUCCAUUGAUCAGGCAAAUGUUGAACUAAAAGUCUUCCGUGAUCCUGUUGUACUACAGUGUAUUUUAGAAUGCUUAGCUUAUCUAUGUCAUAUAGGUGAUGCAUUAAGACAAGUGAUAAUGAAAGCAGAAAGGGAAGAACAAAAACUGUCUACUGCCAGUUCGAGUAGUUCAACAUCUGCAACAUCUACCAAUCCAACCUCAACUGUGACAACGGGAGCAAUAAAUACUGGUGGUAUGUUGAAUACUGGAGGUUCCACUGCUCUAGGAGCACAGACAGCACUUGGCAUUAGCAGCUUAGUAGGAUUAGCUGGGAAUAAACAUCCUGGUCAAUCAAUUAGUCAGGAUUUAUUGAUCAAAGGACAGUCAAUACAGGCUACGAAAACUCUAACUUCCCGGAACUGUACUGCAACACCGAAAGCUCAAAAGAAUUUUGUCUAUUACUUAAUUCACUCUCACUUAAUUCCAAGUUUAUGGAGUCUACUGAAAUCAGAGCUAUCACACUUAGCCAGUUGGACAGUACCGUUAAUUUUACACUGUCUUUCAUUUCCUGGAGGAUUUAAUAUACUUUGGAAGUUGAUUGAACGUGAUUUCUCUCAUCAUGACUGGAGGAUUCGUUUCGAUGCAAUAGAAAAAGUAUCUGUACUUCUAAGAGAAUUAGAUUAUUAUAUAUUAGCCGGUGGUUUUAGUGGUUCAGCUGGAAAUAAACUAACUCAUUUAUUAUCAGGUGGAAGUAUGGCAAGUUCAGGUGCAGUGAAUCUGUUUUGUAGACUAACAGGUGUAACACAUAUUGGACGUACAAAAUUUAAUGCUGGUCGUAAAAAUGUACCUAGUGGUCAUUUAGUAAGACAACAUGGGGGAACUAAUACAGAACCUACCAGCAAAAUGAAUACGAACACCAAUAAUAAUCGUAAUCCUUUAAUUCAGAGCGCAAUAGCACAUGCAUUCUGUUGUUUAAUUGGUUCAUUGGACGACCCUAAUUCAAUGAUUGCUCAAUACACUGCGAUACAAUUAGCUUCACUGCACAGUAUCUCCUUAGCUUGCGCCAUACAGUGUUUAGAAUUUCAAUUUGACACUGUUAUCGCUGAUCGUUGUCUUAUAUUGCAACGUAUGCAUCAAUUGAGUUGUAGUCUACCAAAUAAGCAAAUAUUUACCUGGGAUUUCUUUGUUAAUCGUUUUGGUCUAUUAGCUAUACAAGCACAGUUGGGGAAUACACCGAAUCAAGUUGAUAUUGAUUCAGUGACUGAUUUAAAUGGAUCACAUCGUACUGGUGAACAUUUUCAAAAUCAAUUUGAACGUGCUGCAUUUGCAAUCAAUAAAAGUACCGGUCUUAAAUCAAUAAGUUUAAAUUCUCGUGCCUACUCCCUACGAUUCAGUGCACAUACAGUUGGUUGUUUCACUCAAGCACAACAAUCACAAACACAAUCAAAUAUGCAUCAACAAUUACUUUUGUCAAAUUCAACCUCAUCUACACAAUUACAAACGGAAGGAAAAGAUGAAAGUCAUAAACGAAAACAAUCUGUAAGCCAACCUGGAUCAGAUUCUAUUGCACCAGAAGGAAUACAAAAAUCACAGUUUAAAUUCGGUCAUGGUGCAAGGCGAUCACGACCAUCGAUUUCUUCUGUAUGUGGAUUAUUGACAGGUGGUUUACAAGCUGGUGAAUUUCUUGACAGCAAUAAUAAAUUCCUUAGUUCCAUACAACAAGCAUUAGAUUUAGACGGAAGUGAGCGUGACACACUUCACCAAUGGGUUCGCUUAUUGCUUAAAUUUAUGUCUACAGUUCAGCUUGAUAUAAAAUUGGAUGAAGGUAGUACCAGUGGAUCUAGCGGGGGAGGAAGUGGUGGUGGAGGAGAUGGAGGAAGUGGCAGUGGGAUCGGUGGCUCCAGUGGAAGUGGUGGACGUCACAAUAUGGCAAACAAGUCUAGAGAUGAGUUAAAAGAUCGUAAAGCUUUAAGCAAAGCUCAAAGACACCUGGCCUUCUUACUUGGUUACACUGAUGGUUCUUUUGAUAUACCACCACACAAAAUGAGAAAUUCAACCGUUUUCCAUGCAUUUUUGGCACAUGUUGCCGGUGUCCUUGAUCGUAACUUCAGUAUGGGUUGUUGUAUUCUACAUCAAACUUUGGUUGUUUUACAAUUUUGUGCAUCACCUCAGCGUUAUGCUACUGACACACAACCACCAACAUUCACCUUGAAACUAUUAGAACCUCAGGUUAGGCUGCAUUGGCUUCAAACACUUCUAGUUAUCUUGUAUAAAUAUGAAUACAAUGCACCAGGUGGAAAUCUGCCAGGUAACAUGAACAUUUGCAGCGGUACGUCCUAUAGUUCCAGUGCAUUAGGUUCACACAUCCCAUCUAGUUCAGCAUCAAAUGUAGCUGGUGGAGGUAGUACUGUCAGAAUACGUAAAAGAAGUUCGGAAAGUGAAGCACUUGUACAAAUGGAUGCUGGAACAGGGAAUCUAUCGUCUGCAAUGUCAGCUGCUAGUGGUAGUGGAAGUAAACCUGUUCCUGGAGGAGGUAGUGUUACUGGAAGUGGUGGUGGUGGUGGUGUUGGUAACAACGUCGUAAAUGUUUCCAGUUCACAUCAAUUUACCCCAUCUAACCUUCUUGGGAGUGGUGGAGGUGCUACAAAUGUAUUCUCGUCAUCACCUUCAGGUGUUAAUUGUGGGACCAGAGGUAUGAUAGAAUAUUUAAUACAAAUUGUUCUGAACACUUUGGAUUCUCAUGUACAUGUUUGCCGAGAUCGUCCAAACGAUGACCUAGUGGCACCAUUUAAUUCACAGCUGAGAAUAAGAGAGACUAGUAAUGUGAGCACAGAUUUCAAUACAAUACUGGAAACUGAAACACCACCAGCUACACCGGUUAAAGAAGAACACGAUGAUGAUGAUGAUACAGUGGUUAUGCCUGGUGUAACUAUAAAUUUGUUACCAUCGUCAAAUGAGUUAAAUGAAAAGUCUACUUCAAGUUCCACCGCAGGAAUUGAAAAUGAUCUAGAUAAUCUUGGUUCAAUCCAACAGAAUGUUGAUGAUUCGCCUGGGGAAAUAAGGAUGAAAAAAAUCAGUUAUGAAAAAGUGAGUAUUUACGGAAAAUCAGGAGAUGAACAAGACAUUACAGAAGAUAAAGCAAUUAAUGAUGAUGAUAAUAGUUAUACGAGAGGUAGAAGAAGAAAUAUCUCCAAAAAUGAUAUAAAGAAAAGAAAAUCUUUUGAUCUAAACCUUAGCAGUGGUUUAACGCAUAAAAAUUCUGCAUAUAAAAAAAUGACCACUUCAAAAUCAACCAGUUCUAUAAGUAAGCAUUUACAACAAAAUCAACAUCCUCAAGGUCAACAUUCAUCAAAUAAUUCGUUGGUUUCAUUGAAGUCUAAAAUAGAUGAGGAUAGAAAUGAAGUGAAACAACUGGGUAUCACAAAUGAUCCAUGUACUGUGACACGUGAUGAACAAUCAAUUGUUACACCACUUUUAUCGGACACCACUACUGAGUCAACUUCAGUACAAGACAAAACUGAAGCAAUGAGCACACAAACAAGUGAAUCACAAGCAAAAGGUGGAUCGAAUGAAUGUAAAUCACCGAAGAAAGUAACACUAAGAUUUCCUAAACGAGGUUCUGGUUCUAAUCUUCAAGAUGAAAAGAAGCUAAAAUCACUCAAAUCUGAUUCGCCAACUCAAUUACUAGACUCAUUAAGUGACUCUGUUUCACCACUGAAUAAAAGUAAACGUUCAAACAAUCAGCAAGCUAAAUUCACUAUACCAACAAGCUCAACUUUAUCUCAUCCAUUGGAUACAUCUGGUGAAGACACAGUAGCACAGAGUAAAUUAUACUCAAGUGAUAUACCACCUUCAAAUUCGUUAACAGUGAAUCGUUCACAAUCAGUUGCUGAAGGACUUUAUUUAUCUGAUAAUGUGAAGUUGGAUAGAAAGCAUGAAAAUGUCAAGAAAAAUAGUUAUACACCUUCACCAAUUACUCAAAAUACAACACAUACCAGUGCUCAUAAUCAUGUACCAAGUACAAAUACAAAUACGCUACCUAGUUUAACUACUGCUGCAAUGACUGUUGCACUAACUACUGAAAGAUGCCCAUGGUGUCAUUGUAUCUUGGAGCAUUAUGAUGAAAAUACACUUGGAUUAGGUAUACUCUGCCUAUCGACAUUUGUACAUCGUGAACCAAGUUUAGCAGCUCCAUACUUAAGAGAUAUGCUGUUAACUACGGCACGCUUAGCCAGUGCAUAUUUCUAUUCCUGGCAACCUGAACUUUCACAUGUGAUUAGUCCUGGGAAUGUGUCUAGCAUUGCUCGUCAAUUUCUUCGUUGCACAAUGUAUAAUCUAGCACCAAAUGGUCUGUUCACUCAAUUAUUCCAAACUCAUAUACCUGAUGACAAUUUCUUCAAGACGAUUAUAGCAGUACUGGUUGAUUUUGAAGAUCAUAUGUCAUUCUUUCAACCCAUCAACUUACUUUUGGAAUCAUUAAAUAAACAAAAGUCAAUAAAUGUUGAUACCUUGCCUGUUCUAUUAGAAAAUCUUGCCAAUUAUUUAGAAAACUUGCCUAAUUUAACUGAUGAUGUUAAAAUGAAUCAUUUUAUAGCCUCUGGAUGGACUGAUAUCAUUGGGCCAUUAGACUUAUUUAUGAGAAAAUUACCCACAGUCACACCGAUACCAAAUAAUCUGGCAACUACUGUACGUAUUAUGACUUGUGUGCUGCGUUCACCUGUUGCAUCCAAUUUCAAGACACUUCCAGAUACAUUUUCGAAUUUACUCCGGGUAAUUGUAGAAAAUGUACACUUUCGUUUGACUAGCGUCAUAGAACUAUGUUCAUUGAGUAAUCGAGUUUUAAAGGAUCGUACAAAAGCUCAGUUGACUAGAACACUGGUUGACAUAUUUCAUCAGUCAAUUAAAUUUCGCGCUUGCAUACCGGAUGAAAACUUGAUAAAACUACUUCAGUUUGUUUUGAUGGAUGCUGGUGGUACAAUAGAACCGAAUCAAGUAGUAGAGGGCAUAACAACACUCUUCAAUCCACAAACCUAUCAUCUAUUUCCAACUGGUGCAGCUGAACUAAUGAAACCUCAUCUACCUGACUGUUUAGCCUUUAUAUCAGAUAUUCAUACCAUGCACAAAGUUAAACAAUCUCAGAAGUCAGCCGUUCAACUGAACAGCCUUGGAUGUGGUCUUGGCUCCUCAUCUGCAAUGACUGGUUCUGGUGUAUGUGGAGGUGGUAAUAAUGACUCCAACACACUAGGAAAUAGUGGAGGGGCCUCCGGAGGUACUGGUACUGGUCUCUUCGGUGGAACGUUUAAUCCCUCAGGAGCGUCUAAUUCUGGACCUGGGGCUACGGGAACUAGCUCUGGCGUUGGAUUAGGGGCAGGUAUCCCAAGUUUACAUGAAGAUGUCUUAGGAGCACACUUGAAAUCAGGCUUAGCUCAGUAUGUCUCAUUGGAAUUAUCAAGAUCUAACAGCGGAGGUGAUCAAGAUGUCUUGCCUCUGCUUGCACCUGGAUUACUAUCUGAUAUAAAGACUAUACGAACUAAUAAAACUGCAGCACCUGGGUUACCUUCCCGAUCAAAGACGUCCACUAAUGUAAUAGGAUCAAAUGUCGCUUCAGCUGGAACAUCCGGGAAGAAUGUAAGCUUAUUGACAGAAAGUGGACAUAUUACUAGUUCCGAGCAUACAACUACACAAGUAAAAACUAGUAAGACCAGUGGAUUAAUUACCAAACAAAGUGACACUCAUCCAGAUCCAGCAAUUAUAGUUAUUACCCAACCGGAUGCCGCUACUCCAACCAUUUGUAAAUCCAGUGAUACAGAUCACCCUCGUUUAACAGCAUCGGCCUCGACACCAUCAGGCAAAGGACUAGAUGGUAGCACUCCCAAACUACUGGCCCCUUCGCUUUCUAGUCCACCACUAGGAAGUUCAUCUGAUCAAAUUUCUUCUACCACUGCUUCAGCAUGCACAUUAAAUUCAACGUCACCAAAUUCUAUUUCUCCUACAACAUCUACCACUCCUAUAGUACCUAGUCCCAAUCUGACUAGUCCUCGUCAACCAACCUAUGCACAUGUUAUGUUAGCUCCACCACUUUUGCAUACAAGUCAUGCUGAAGCACCUAUACUACAAUAUUUACCAUGGUUAAAGUCUACUCCACCGUCGUCUCAAUUAGGACCAAAAGAUUUCCUCAUUAUGGUUGAAAGAGUUCGUACAUUGUCUUGGCUAUUACUCGGUGCAACAAUGAAUAUGGCAUUGACACGUGAAGCUACUGGUUUAUCUUGUCGUCCUAUACCAUUCAGCUUAGUUGUUUCAGUAGCAGAUUUAGUCAAGGCUUUAUUAAGUGGAUUUCCUGACCAACAGAAACAAUCUGUUACUGUGAUGUCUUCAUUGUAUCAUGUGUUCCUGCUGUGUCAGGUAUGGACUAUUUAUUGUGAAACAGUUGCCAGUCUCUCACCAGUGAAUUCAAAUCAACAUAAAGCUGCUAUGGCUACAGCAUUUGAUUUUUGGAUACGAAUAAUGCCAACUGUUUUACGCAUAUUAUCUAUUUCUGAAGAUUUUGUAAUUGUUAGCGGUCGCCUGUUAACUGUGAUUGAAGAGCUUAUUGAAUGUCAAUCAUCUUUAGUUUCAAAGCUGUUUACCUUAUGGAUACCUCUUCUUCAUGGCAGGCACAGACAGCUACCUGGUAACAUGCUUAAACGUCUACAAAAAUGUAUAGAAUGGGAACCUCCUGAGCCAUAUAAUCGAUUGUUGCUGCUGUUGUCUAUACCUGAUCCACUGAUCAACAAUCGUUUUCUAUCAGGAACAACAAUGGGUCAUUAUGACAAUCCAUCGACUACAAAUAUUAUUGGGACAGGAAGUACAUUCCCAUCAUCAAGUAAUGAAAAAGCAUUAAUCCAUCCAACUAAUUCCUCCUUACCAGGAUGGACUGAAAGUUCUUUAUUAGCUUGUCAAUGUAAUUCCUUAAUGGGAUGCAAUUUAAUUUCAAAAUCAUUGAAAGAAUGUCUCACGGAAGGUGUUAAUCUAACUGGUAAUGCACAAUGUAUUGGACAUGCAUUAGCUCCAAGUGCACCUUAUGCUAAUGAUGGAACAUCUGAUGGUAUUGGAUUAGAAGCUGGUGCUAUGGGUUCAGAUCUACUGACGAGUCGUUUAGUUGCAUGGUUAAAAAAGCAUAUAUUUGUACUAGGACAAAACAAUUUGAUUGAUUACAGUCUUCUAAUCGGUGUCCACGAUCCUGAGAUUGCAUUGACUACUUCAAAUGAGAAUGAUGGUGAUGACGUGGAAGGGACUGGUGACUCCGUGUUGGAUGCUAAUCGAGCGUUUGAGGAUAAGGUGGUGUCAGCAGGAGAUGGUCUUGGGACACUUGUAUCACACGGUCAAUAUAACCAUCCGUCGACGACGAGAUCGAGUAUUGCGUUUGGCUUGGCUUCAUCGGGUACUGGUGGUGUUGGGACUGGGAAUGUGAGCACUGGUGAUGACGAUGACGAUGAAGAGGAAGGAGUUUUGAUACCGGACAGCAAUCCACAAGUGCCUCCGAACGAUUUAACUCCACCGGACAGUCCACCCGGAGCGAUUUGUCUACCUCAAUUGUUUUCAGGUGAUCUGCAUCCUAGUUUAGAAUGCUAUGGAAUCAAAGGUUCAACCGAUUCUCCUCAUUCACUGAUUUAUUUUGUGGCUAUUAUCGAUAUACUGACACGUUAUGGAAUGCGUAAGCGUACAGCUCAAACGUAUAAAACAGUAAAGCAUGGUUCAGAUGUGACCUCUGUGAAACCGGAAUUCUAUGGUCGUCGUUUAUUGGAUUUUGUUGAACAGUGCGUUGAUUGACUUCGAAGUGUUUUUGAUUUGAUUUGAUUUUUCAGUUUACCUCUGUUUCCUCUCACACUUAUCCAGUAAAUAUUGUAUGCUUGUAUAUACACAUUGCCUGACAUGUGCAUACACAUACAACAUACAUGCAUUUAUCUGCAGAUGCAAACACACACUCACUGAACACCCGUACAUCCACGCAGCCAGAAUACAUUCACACACACACACACACGAAUACACACUUUAUAAGCGAAUUAUUAUCUCCCGUGCUUCAGGAAUUGUCGAAAAUUGUGAUCAGAACUACUUUUUCCUUUUGUCUUUUCUUCUGCAUUUCAACUACUUAUUUCUCUUUAUUAUAUUAUAUUGCUUUGUGACACACUGCCAGUUGUGUCCAGUGUAUGUGAUUUUGCAUUAUAAUUUGUUGUAAUAAUACAAGUACAAAUAAAAAUGAUCAUAACCACUA